Aspergillus affinis is the source of this 1026-nucleotide messenger RNA. Its product is annotated as isocitrate lyase/PEP mutase family protein. NCBI's taxonomy places the organism in Eukaryota, Fungi, Ascomycota, Eurotiomycetes, Eurotiales, Aspergillaceae. Gene Ontology annotation, molecular function: catalytic activity. The record is from RefSeq and is a predicted model, not a curated record. The transcript has 3 exons. Bases 1 to 1026 code for a protein of 341 amino acids.
AUGUCUACCCCCUACCCCUGGACCUUUCAGACCAACCAGCUCGCAUCGGGCAUCAACACGGGCACAACCCAAGACCUCUCGAUCACAAUCCCGCAAGUCCGGGGCUCGAUUCCCUCCUUCCAGGCGUCCCGACUGCGAUCCAUGAUGCAAGAGGCGCAUGCGGACCCGAGCAAGAUCGUAGCUCACGUCUGUAGCUACGACGCCCUGAGCUCACGACUCUGUCAGGAAGCUGGCUUCCCGAUCGUCUUCCUCGCUGGGUACGCAAUGUCGUCGGCCUUCGGGCUGCCCGAUGCAGGAUACAUUGCGUUCCAGGAGGUCGCGGGGAAGAUCCAGGAGGUGGUUCGGGAGACGUCGGUUCCUGUCCUGGUGGAUGGGGACACGGGGUAUGGAGGUCCGAUGAAUGUGAGGAGGACGGUUCAAGGGUUCGCCUUAGCCGGCGCAGCGGGGGUCAUGAUCGAGGACCAAACCUGGCCGAAGCGCUGCGGACACACCAAGGGUAAAGCCGUCGUCUCCCGCGACGAGGCCUACGCGCGGUGGCAAGCCGCCGUGGACGCGCGCAACGAAGGAACCGACAUCUGGAUCCUCGCGCGCACCGACAGCUACAUGCACGGGUACGAGGAGGCGUUGACGCGCGCGCGUAAGGCGAUCGAAAUCGGCGUGGACGCGGUCUUCGUCGAGGCGCUCCCCGACCGGGCCGCGAUGGCGCAGAUGCGCUCCGACCUGGACUUCACUAUGCUAGCGAAUAUCAUCGAGGGCGGGAAGACGGAGAAUCUGUCGGCGAAGGAACUGGGCGAGCUGGGAUUCGCGGCCGUGGCGUACCCGUGGACGUUGGUGGCCGCGAAGCUGAAGGGUAUUCGGGAGGCGUUGGAGGGCGUCAAGGGGUCUUUGUUGACUGGGGGGCCGCCAACAAUUCUGUCGUAUGGGGAGGUCUGUGAGGGGGUGGGGUUUAAUAAGUAUUAUGAGUUGGAGGAGAGGUAUCAGUAUGAAGGGUCAGUGACGGGGACGAAGGGGUAUCAGUUUGAGUAA